Molecule: messenger RNA, 570 nt
Organism: Drechmeria coniospora
Lineage: Eukaryota; Fungi; Ascomycota; Sordariomycetes; Hypocreales; Ophiocordycipitaceae
Exons: 2
Coding region: 1-570 (189 amino acids)
Source: RefSeq, a predicted model, not a curated record
AUGUCUACCGCCGCAGGUACUCCUCCCCCCCCUCCCGGACGCGGUUCGGGCCCUCGUAAUGGCUACUAUACCGAUAAGUCGGAUCGCUGUUGCGCCCUAGGCGAAUACCUAGUGGAGGGUAACUCCUCCGACGAGGAGUUCGCACCUCCGGAGGAGGUGUACGGAAUGUACCUCCCUUGCGUUAAUUGCCUUCGCAACGUCUACAUCCUGGUCGAGGCCCGCCCUAAGGUCGGGGCCGUACCGGGCGCUUGCGCCGUCCUAUCGCUUGAGUUUCUGGCCCUGGGCCGGGUUUGGGCUUGCACCCUGGCUUUGGCCGAGAUAGAGCCUGCUCCCGUGCGCCCUGCCUAUACCCUCGCCCCCGUACCGGGUGUUGUCUCUCCCCCCGCCGCUGCCGACAAUAACGACGACCCGAACCGCACCCUUAUCCUUGCUGCCAACGCCUUAACCCCGACUCAAGCGGGUAGCCGUUCCGGCGCUGUACCGAGUAUGCAGCUCGGCGUAUUUGCCCAGGGUAUAGCUCGGGCCCUAACGGGCAUCCAGAGUAACGUAUGCGGCCUUGCCCGCUGUUAG